Molecule: messenger RNA, 2226 nt
Organism: Cuscuta campestris
Lineage: Eukaryota; Viridiplantae; Streptophyta; Magnoliopsida; Solanales; Convolvulaceae
Source: the annotation of a GenBank genome assembly
CAACAUUUAAUUUUUUUGAAGGGAUUUAUAUUUUAAUUUUAAUUUAAGCAAACCUGUAGAAAUUGGACUAAAAGCCAAAAAAAGUAGAAAUUGGACUACUGGGGCGCAGGCAAACUGGACUGAGGACGAGGUGGCGGCGAGUGGCGGUCAAGGACGGCUAAGGAAGGACAAUCGGAUUCAGAAUCACGGAUGUGAGCUGCGGCGGGGGCGAUCUACUGAGCGCUGAAGACUAAAAACCUAUCCCUAGACGCUAGUGACGAAUUUCGGAAAUCGGAUAAGUCACAUCAACGCCGCUCGGGGGCACCAAACUGGACAAUUAGAUGCGCGGUCACCUACGCCGGUCAAUAAAGCUCGUCUCCGGCUAGAAGUAUCUGAGGGUGAUCACAACUUUUUGGAUUAUUGCAAUAGUAAGAAUUCAAAAUAAGGGUGCUUCUAGGUGGUGAUUUGAGUGAAAGUCCACCUGCAUUGUGAAACAGAUACAUGUGAUUCACAUUAUUUAAACAAGGAGAUCAUGAGGAUCUCAAGAUUUCCGGUGCGCUAUCUUAUUGUUUUGUUGACCUUCAUUUGUACGUCGGUCUGCUACAUAGAGCGUGUCGGUUUUUCUAUUGCCUAUACUGUUGCUGCUGAUGCUGUUGGUGUGAAUCAGGCAAGUAAGGGCAUGAUUCUUUCAGCAUUUUACUAUGGAUAUGCCUGCUCGCAGGUGCCCGGUGGUUGGGCAGCCCAGAAAAUUGGGGGAAGGCGUGUUCUUCUCUUUUCGUUUGUUUUGUGGUCCCUAACUUGUGCAUUGGUGCCCCUUGAUCCGAACCGAGAAUUAGUUUUAGUCAUUGCCCGCUUGCUUGUUGGUGUGGCCCAGGGCUUCAUAUUUCCUUCCAUUCACACUGUCCUAGCACAAUGGGUACCCCCACAUGAAAGGUCUAGGUCUGUUUCUCUUACCACUUCCGGAAUGUAUCUAGGUGCAGCUAUGGGAAUGCUUGUGCUUCCUAGCCUUGUGAAGUUCAGAGGCCCUCAAUCUGUAUUUUUGGCUGAAGCUGCUUUAGGUGGCAUGUGGUCCCUACUAUGGUUAAGGUUUUCUAGUGAUCCACCACAUUCUGCUCAUACCAAAGCAACUGCUGCUGGCUAUGGGGAAACCUUGCUACCCCUCAAAGGGAGCGUGAAGCUGAAAGCAGAGAAUGGGGGAGGGUAUCCCAUCAAGAGUCCCAAAAUCCCAUGGAAGCAAAUUGUACUUAGCCUUCCAGUUUGGGCGAUUGUUGUGAACAACUUCACAUUUCAUUAUGCUCUCUAUGUGCUCAUGAACUGGCUCCCUACGUAUUUUGAAUUGGGCCUCCAACUCAGCCUUCAAGAAAUGGGCUCUUCUAAGAUGAUGCCUUAUUUUAAUAUGUUUUUGUUCUCAAACAUUGGUGGGGUGGCUGCUGAUCACUUAAUUACUAGAAGAAUCUUCUCUGUAACCAAAACGAGAAAACUUUUGAACACACUAGGUUUUUUUGUGGCUUCUUUUGCGUUGAUGGCUCUUCCUCAGUUUCGGACGCCUAGUGGGGCAUUGUUUUGUUCUUCGGUGGCUCUCGGUUUCUUGGCUUUAGGAAGAGCAGGAUUUGCAAUUAAUCACAUGGAUAUUGCUCCUAGGUAUGCUGGGAUUCUUAUGGGUGUUUCUAAUACAGCCGGCACAUUGGCAGGUAUUGUUGGAGUAGAUCUUACAGGACGACUACUUGAAUCUGCUAAAAGUUCUCAACUAGAUCUUACAAGCUCAGAAAGCUGGGUGGCUGUUUUUACAAUUCCUGGGUUUCUUUGCAUCUUCAGUGCUUUAGUGUUUCUGUUAUUUUCUACCGGAGAGCGAGUUUUUGACUGAGAGAUCCUUUUCGAUUCAUAUUUGCUGGCCUCGGGGAGAACUAUGAAGGUGCGCUCUGUUCCUUAAAUUUCGUCUACAGCCUAGUAAUGAGCUCGUUGUUUUAGGCAAUUGAAUGCUAUAGAAGCUUUGGAAACAACAGUAAUUUGUUAGAUAUCUUGAUCCAUCCAUGGUUGAGUUUUGACUAUUCAGCCGAAGUUUGGAGAUUGGAUAAGAUCAUUGCGUUGGCAUUCUCUUUAUAGAUAAUUGGAUAUACUUUACUUCCCAAGAAAAACUUCUACUGUAUGAUGGAUGUAUGGUCUAUGGCAUCGACGGCCCUUGUAAUAGUUAUUGUAGUGGUUGGUUUUGGAUGAUGUGAUUUGUGGCAAAUACUCAGCCUGUCGUUC